AAUUUGUUCGCCAAUCAAUCCUCAACCAUCUUCAGAGUGCCCCUCAGCAGAUCCAAAUGGAAGCCGGACCUACACCUGAUGCAGCUCUGAGUCGAAGGCUGACAAACAUUCGACAUAUCCUACUUGUCCUCUCCGGCAAAGGUGGAGUUGGAAAGUCAUCAGUCUCAGUACAAAUCGCACUUUCUUUAUUGCACUCGCGGCCUGGUGUACGUGUCGGACUUCUGGAUAUCGAUCUCACUGGGCCAUCCAUUCCUCGCAUGCUGGGACUCCAGGGUCGGUCAGUCUUUCAAUCCAACGAUGGAUGGAUUCCCGUUCAAGUCGAUCUUGCCAAGGAUCUACAAGCCAACAACGAGGAUGCGGUUGCCUCGGAUGGUCUCCUGAAAUGCAUGAGUAUUGGAUUCCUGCUAAAGAAUCCUCAAGACAGCGUUGUAUGGAGAGGGCCGAAGAAGAAUGCAAUGAUUCGCCAGUUUCUAGUGGACGUACAAUGGGGCGAAUUAGAUUGGUUGAUCGUGGACACACCGCCCGGUACAUCCGACGAGCACAUCUCACUACUCGAACAGCUGGCACCCGCCCUCAUCGCACGUUCGUCCUCAGAUUCACCGAAUGCAAGACUACCAACCUUGUCUUCCGUCUUGGUGACUACUCCGCAAGCAGUCUCUCUAGCAGACGUGUCCAAAGAACUCGACUUUGCACGUAAAACUGGUCUGACGGUUAUCGGCCUGAUCGAGAACAUGAGCGGAUAUCUAUGUCCCCAUUGUAAGGAGAUUCAACAUGUAUUUGGUGGUGGGGGUGGUGAAGCAUUCUGUGCUCAAGUGUCGGCCAAGGCAAAACUAGAUGGUUCCUCCGCCGACACCGCUCCUCUGACGUUUCUCGGCAAGGUUCCGAUCGACGUGGAGUUUAUGAAGUUGAUGGAUCAGGCGAUGUGGACAGAUCCAAACAAAGAGCCUCGAGAUGGUAGUGACGUGUCACAAACACAAGAAACUCAGCAUGUCAAUUGGGACUUGAUUCGGCGGUACGCCGAGGUCCCCAGCUCGAAAAUUCUCGGACAGAUCUGCAAGAAGAUUACUCAGGUCAUUGAGCCAAAAUAUGUCUCUUGA
This is a messenger RNA of Melampsora larici-populina 98AG31, 1097 nucleotides long. RefSeq lists its product as uncharacterized. Lineage: Eukaryota; Fungi; Basidiomycota; Pucciniomycetes; Pucciniales; Melampsoraceae. The transcript has 2 exons. Gene Ontology annotation, molecular function: ATP binding; 4 iron, 4 sulfur cluster binding; ATP-dependent FeS chaperone activity. The record is from RefSeq and is a predicted model, not a curated record. Gene Ontology annotation, cellular component: cytosol. Gene Ontology annotation, biological process: iron-sulfur cluster assembly. The coding region runs from base 57 to 1097 and encodes 346 amino acids.